CACAGUGCGGCGUGUGUUAUAUCGUCCUUUUAGAAGAAAUUGCCUCAAACAUGGUGGUGUCAGUGACUAUACAACAUUUAUUCAAGUAUCGGCUUGAGUUUGUCGCAAAUACACACUUCCAGAAGUAUCCUAGUAAAGGGGAGAAGUUUGUUGUGAGAGUUGACACCCUGGAACACAAUAGAGAUGCUGCACGUGGUAUAGAGUACUGGAGAAGGAUUGCGGUGUGUGCAAAUGUCAUCCCCAGCAUACUGAGAACUAUAAAUGUGCUGAACGAGCAGAAUUUCCUCCUUGAAGAAGAGGCCUGGCUGAAUUUUCAUAAGCCUGAGUUUCAUCUGCGGAGUUCUAAUAUCACAUGGUCCAAGUAUGCCCAUAUAUGGGAGGAAUCAACAUUCAGGCCAAGUCACGAGAAUCCAAAGUGGACGGUCCUUGAACAGCAUGGAGUCGUGGAGGUGAAGGCAUUUGGAGCAUUUGGGCGCGUGCUGGAGCUGUUUGCUCAGAGAUUUUUGCAGUCGGGAGUCAGGAGAGGCUUGAGAAUAAUGGAUGACCUUCUGCAGGAGAGGGAAAGCCAAGCUUACCUUCCCCAGGACAAUGUGUCGUGACCUGACUGUCGGUGUUCACCAGGUAGACUUACACCUGGGUGCUGUCGGCGGACAUGACUUUUACCAUGAUACUUCUGAAGACAGACAAUCUGGAAAAUAGUUGAUGAAAUUGAAUGAUGUUCAAUCAUACAUACUGUAUGGGUUUGUUAAUAUGUUGUACCUGCUGAUUCUGUUAUCUUGAUACCGGUGCCAGAAAUGAUGUUCAAUAUAGAUAUUACUGAAGUUAUUUGACUCACAUUCUCAAUACUCUCCCAUAUGUUUAGUGUAAUGGUUCCUGGAAUUAGCCACUGUAUGAGUGUGUGAGUGCUGCUUGACGUGAGGUAGGUCCAGGAUGUGUAUACUUUGAUGAAACCCAUGAUCUAGUGUGUGGUGCUAUCACACUGAAGUGGAACCUCGGCAAACAGGAAUUUGAACCCACGAUGAUACAGUUGUCAUAUGCCCAAGGGAAGCAACUCUCUACAGGGAAUUGUGAUGUCUAAGAUGAUAUCUGAGACCUGCAUUACUUCAGGCAUUCCUCCCACAUGAACCUGACACGCUGUGGUAUAACACCUGUACUUCUCACAGUGGUGUUAAACCAAACACAAUAACUGUAAAGAGACACAAGGUUAAAAAGAGAAAAAACUCUGACAAGUAGAGGUGUCGACAGGCAGAGGUACUGACAGGUAGAGGGGUGGACAGGUAGGGGUGUGGACAGGUAAAGGUACUGACAGGUAGGGAUGGACAGGUAGAGGUACUGACAGGUAGAGGUGGAUGGGUAGAGGUACUGACAGGUAGAGGGGGAUGGGUAGAGGUACUGACAGGUAGGGGUGGACAGGUAGAGGUACUGACAGGAAGGGGUGGACAUGUAGAGGUACUGACAUGUGUAGGGGUUGACAGGUAGAGGUACUGACAGGUAGAGGUGGACAGGUAGAGAUACUGACAGGUAGAGGUGGAUGGGUAGAGGUACUGACAGGUAGAGGUGGAUGGGUAGAGGUACUGACAGGUAGGGAUGGACAGGUAGAGGUGGACGGGUAGAGUUACUGACAGGUAGAGAUGUGGACAGGUAGAGGUACUGACAGGUAGGGGUGGACAUGUAGAGGUACUGACAUGUGUAGGCGUGGACAGGUAGAGGUACUGCCAGGUAGAGUCAUGGACAUUUAGAGGUGCUGACACAUUGAAGUACUGACAUGUGUAGGUUGGACAGGUAGAGGUACUGACAUGUAUUUGUACUGGAGACAGCUGAUUAGGUCUAGGAAGUACAGUGGCUAGAAUACAAUGUUGCAGCUUUAACAGCAUUAUUUCAGUGAUAUUUCAAUACCUCUGUCACCUUUGUUAUGUAUAUGAUUGUUUAAUGAUAUAAGUCAUGUAUUUUGUUGACGUAUAAUCAAAUGAUGACUUUGCAAUAUACACAUCAGGUAAUGAUAGUGCCAAAGGUAACAUGUGCUGCCUUACAACAUUCGACAUGUUAAGCUCCCUGCCCCAAAUAACCAUGACCAAGUUCUAAACAUAUCUGCUAGUGAUAUGUUUUACUAAUUUAGGUGACAGUAUUGGUCAUUAAAGUUUAAAUUAAGUUCAAAUCUGAAAACAAUUUAAAUGGUUUUAACUGACUAUGGUGUUAAUAACUAUCUGCUUUGUCAUUUCUAAGUGUAUAAGGCAGUAUGUAUUUUUUGUUAAGUUUUCAUUUUAUCACCUGAAACAUUGUCAGGUCCAUGGACAUACUAGCCCAUUACAACCAUGUUGAUUAUCAUUUUUGUGGCUGAUACUCUUAUAUCAUUCUUUUGUUCUGUGUUGCUAUGGCGAUCCUUGCUGCUAGUCAACAGAUAUUUGACAUGUUUAAUGUUGUGUAUUGUUUUGAUAUUAAAAUGAUUCUUUACUGG
This is a messenger RNA of Haliotis rubra (blacklip abalone), 2455 nucleotides long. Its product is annotated as PRELI domain-containing protein 2-like. Gene Ontology annotation, biological process: phospholipid transport. Bases 51 to 599 code for a protein of 182 amino acids. The record is from RefSeq and is a predicted model, not a curated record. NCBI's taxonomy places the organism in Eukaryota, Metazoa, Mollusca, Gastropoda, Lepetellida, Haliotidae. Gene Ontology annotation, molecular function: phosphatidic acid transfer activity. Gene Ontology annotation, cellular component: mitochondrial intermembrane space. The transcript has 7 exons.